Caenorhabditis angaria is the source of this 1052-nucleotide messenger RNA. NCBI's taxonomy places the organism in Eukaryota, Metazoa, Nematoda, Chromadorea, Rhabditida, Rhabditidae. The record is from the annotation of a GenBank genome assembly.
AUGCAUUCGUUUUCGAAAAUUUUGUUUCUUUUGGUUGGUAUUGGUCAUUUGGUGCUUGGAAUUUAUACUGCGGUUCAUUUGAAUGAGUGAGUUUUUGGGUGGAUUUUAAACGAUAGACGUGCUAUCAACAUUUUUUGCAGGGAGCAGAAGGCAGCGUCUCCAAUCAAGGCAGCUCUCGCACAAUAUGGUGAAAAGGGAUAUACAGAAAGCAAUUCUCAAGUGAAAGGUGUUUUUAUGCCAUUUUUUGUGGCCUUAUUUUGCUUGGUUGUCGCAGUCAUUCCCUAUAAUGGAGUUCUAUAUUUUCUGAUUAUUUUGUGUUUAUUGGAAAUGGGUGGUUUCAUUUGGGAAAUGUUGGCUGUUAAUGCAAUCAAUGAACAGCAAACUGCCUGGUAUCAAAUGGUGCUUAAGGUGGCAGAAGGUUUCGGAAAAUCGCAAAUUUUUAAAGAUGCCGAAAAUGGUCAUAGAAAAAAACGUUUUUGGGCAUCACUAAUACAGAUUGUUACAAGAAUUAUUCCAUAUAUAGAGAAAAUUACUCCAUACUUAGCGAAAAUUGACGUUGUUUUAUCCACUUUGGAGCCAGUGAUGGAUACUCUUAAAGGUAAGAUGUUUCGACCUUUUAAAUAAUCUGGAAGAUUUAUUAAAAUUGAACGAAAACAUUUCAGGGUUUUUUGGUACAAAGGAAAAAGUCGAAAACGUUGUCCACAAAAUACAUGACGAACCGGAUAUCUUGAACUUUUAUCUGAGAUUGGCGAAAGCUCUCGAGAAAAGUCAAUUAUUGUCGGAAAUUGGACUUGGGGCUAGUAUUGUCACUUUGGUAUUUGUUCUUGGAAUGACACUGUAAGUUCUUUUGAGUACACCCAUUUGUCUGAUAUGCGGAAAAAGUAUUGUAGUUUUUAUUUUGCAGCUUCUACACAUGGGAAUACAAAAAAAAGCAAAGUGCGAUGACAUUCCCUCCAUGUGAACCAUUACCACCAAAAUGUGCCACAACAACUACACGACAUCACAAAAAGCCGUCUUCUUCAAACUAUGAAACCACAAUAUCGCAUAUCUAA